UGAGGAGAAUGAAUGCAGGAGUGAGAAUUGGAGAGGAUAAAGUAUGUGUGUUGUUGUAUGCGGAUGAUGUGGUGGUUAUGAGUGAGUCUGCUGGAGAACUACAGAGUCUCCUAGAUGUGGUAGGGGGUUAUGGAAGGGAUUUUGGGGUUAGGUUCAGUAGUGAGAAGAGCAAAGUAAUGAUAGUGAAUAGGUCAGAGGAUGAGAGAGAAACAACUUGGAGACUGGAAGGGGAUGAGUUGGAACAGACGGAAGAAUACAAGUAUCUAGGGGUGUGGAUGGAGGUAAAUGGAUGCGGCAGGGCCAAGAAUGUAAAGAUAAGUAUGACAAACCAGUGGGUAGGCCGUUUAGGGAGUGCAGCGAGGAUGAGAGCGAGCAAGUAUGAUGUCAUCCGUGAGGUUUGGAAGAGUGUGGCUGUCCCGAGCAUUAUGUAUGGAAUGGAUGUGAUGACAUGGAAUGACAGUGAGAUAGAAAAAUUGGAAGUGGGGCAGAAUAGGGUAGCAAGAAUGGCACUGAAUGCACCAAGGUUUGCAGCAGUAGAGGCUCUUAGGGGGGACAUGGGAUGGAGCACGUUUAGGGAAAGACUAGUAAAGGCAACCUUGAGAUAUAAAGUGAGACUGGAACAAAUGGAGGAUGCAAGAUUAGCAAGGAAAGUAUACUUGUGGAGUAUAAGAGAUGGCAAAUGGGCGAAUAAAUGUGGGCGAAUGAUAGACAGGAAUGUUAUGCUAAGUAGGUGGGUGUACCGACCCUUUGAAGAUAGACAGAAUGUGUUUGAAUGGAGAAUAACAAACAGAAAUGGAGAGGGGUUUGAGUGGGAUGUAAGAAAGUGGAAGAAUGUGAUAGAUAUGGCAGUUAAAGAUGAGGGAUUGAGCAAGUGGAAGAAUGAGAUGGAAAGAAAGGAAACUCUCGACUGGUAUAGGGAGAAAGAGGCCCCAAAGUGUGAGAUGUGGUAUGAGGGAAGCCUGGGAGGUGAUCUUCUUUUCCGUGCUAGAGCGCAGUGUCUGGAUGUGAAUGCAAGGAACUAUAGAUGGUCUGAGUCCCGCAGCAAAGUGUGCCAGAUGUGUGACAGGGGUGUGGACGAGACUGUGCAGCAUGUAGUGCUGGAAUGUAAGAAGUAUGACAGGGAGAGAACGAAGAUGAUGCAUGUGUUUUUGAGCGAGAUGGGACGUGGAGUGAAUGGGAGGACUGGAAGGGAGUGGAUGGUGCUGCUGCUGGGGCUCAGUGGAGAGACGAGUGGACGAGUGAUUGAGGCAGUGAAAGAGUUCUUGGAAGGCAUGUGGCGUGAAAGAUGUAGGGAAUGAUAUCUUGCCCCGAGAACAUUGACUUCCCGCAUGUUUUUUUGUUUUCUCUUCACAGGAGCUGCCGCUACAAAGGCCUGGCUGGGGAGAAAUCCCGAGCCACCUGUGACAUCAAGAUCAAGAUCAAGGUCAAGAUCAAUAUCUUGAAUCCAGCAUCCUCAUCAUUGCAGGUGUGCAGUGUAGGGGAGCGUGAGCACCUGCCAGGCCGCUCACAGUGAUAGAGCCCUCAAGUAGACUAAGAAGCUGUGUUGCCGAGGACCACGUCUGGCUCCAGCAGCUCAGAUGAGGAGGCGUCACGGUUCGGGGAGGCGUGUGACCCCACCCUGUGGAGGACGGCCGCGCAGGGAGCCGCCAAGAAUGAAAUCUGCAGAGCGGAGGCAUCUGAUGAGAAGCCCCAGCCAAGGCGACCAGAGGCAGGCCUUCAUGCUGCUGGAGAAGAUGCGCACAACCCUUGCCGGGGCGCAGGGCAAGGCAGGGUGUGUGGGGCUGAGGCACAAGGAUGGCCAUGGCCCCGGCAUACAGGGCAGGCCAUCGUCAGGCAGGGCAGAGGCCAGCACAGCGAGGGCGGCCACGGCUGCCCCAUCCACACUCCCCCUUCCUGGCCAAGCAGCUCACCUCAAGACUGGACGGGAGUGUGGAGUACCAGGGUGACCAGGAGCACAGACUGACCAAGGAUGGCAGUGGUGAGGGUGGUGGUGGUGGUGGUGGCCAGCCCCUCCAUCAUCCCCUCCGACUCCUGACUAACCUGCCGCUCGCCCCUCAAGGCAUCACUGACCCCACACACGCAGCAGCCAGAAGGAGCAGGCCGGACAGAAUCCCCGAGACUCUCCUACUUUGACGGCUGUGAUGCGUGACCAAGUGGUGUGUUGGUGCCUACCUCUGGCUGGCCGGCUGUUAUGAUAGAAUUAUGAAGAGCAAGCAGACAGCGCUGAAAGAACGGGGACUUCUUCUUCCACGAAAAACUGCCGAUGAGAGAGUGAAGCGAUGAAUAACAGGGCACUGAAUAACAGGUAGCCACGCCCUGUAGAUUUUGUGUGACAUUUAUAAGAAGAACAUAAGAGCAUAAGAACAUAGGGAGACUGCAAGAGGCUGAAUGGCCUACACAGGGCAGCUCCAGAUUCCCCCCCACUGCCACCUGUCAUCCUCGUCCAUGUAGCUAUCAAGUCUACUCAUAAAACAAGCUGUCAUCCCUGCACUCACUAUGUGAUUGCUGAGUCUAUUCCAUUCCCCCACCACCCUAUUACUAAACCAAGGCCUGCCUAUUUCCCUCCUAAUUCUAUACUUUUCUAA
This is a messenger RNA of Eriocheir sinensis (Chinese mitten crab), 2585 nucleotides long. RefSeq lists its product as uncharacterized. The transcript has 5 exons. NCBI's taxonomy places the organism in Eukaryota, Metazoa, Arthropoda, Malacostraca, Decapoda, Varunidae. Bases 9 to 1298 code for a protein of 429 amino acids. The record is from RefSeq and is a predicted model, not a curated record.